Molecule: messenger RNA, 531 nt
Organism: Ictidomys tridecemlineatus (thirteen-lined ground squirrel)
Lineage: Eukaryota; Metazoa; Chordata; Mammalia; Rodentia; Sciuridae
Source: RefSeq, a predicted model, not a curated record
UCCCAGGCGGGAGCAGAACAGGCGGCGCCAGGCGGCCGCGGAGCCAUGGACGGCAGCGGGCCCUUCAGCUGCCCCAUCUGCCUCGAGCCGCUUCGGGAGCCGGUGACGCUGCCCUGCGGCCACAACUUCUGCCUCGCCUGCCUGGGCGCUCUCUGGCCGCACCGCAGCGCAGGAGGCACUGGCGGUUCCGGAGGCGCAGCCCGCUGCCCUCUGUGCCAGGAACCUUUCCCCGACGGCCUGCAGCUCCGCAAGAACCACACACUGUCCGAGCUGCUGCAGCUACGCCAGGGCUCGGGCCCCGCCAUGCCCUCCCCGGCCCCAGCCCCUGCACGGCGCCCGACGCCGGAGCCCUCAGCGCCCAGCGCUCAGCCAAGCGCUCCGGAACCGUCUGCUCCGUGCGAACCGGAGCCCUGGCCCGCCGGGGAAGACGUCCCGUCCCGCUACCUCCCGCCCCCAGUUUCCUUUGGCCUCUUGCCGGGUCCAGACGCCUCUGGCCUUGGGAUUUUCCGUCUCUCCUGCCUGGAGCAGUGA